Lentinula edodes (shiitake mushroom) is the source of this 776-nucleotide messenger RNA. RefSeq lists its product as uncharacterized. Lineage: Eukaryota; Fungi; Basidiomycota; Agaricomycetes; Agaricales; Omphalotaceae. The record is from RefSeq and is a predicted model, not a curated record. The transcript has 9 exons. The coding region runs from base 58 to 474 and encodes 138 amino acids.
CAAGAAUAUAAUUGACUCCCAUCUCAUCUUGGACCUGAACUAUAUCCUGACUAUAUCAUGGGAUGGCAACGGACGUUCUCGCUGGGUCGACGGUCUAAAGGAUGUCAUCUAAUUACUGACGAGGUCACCUCUCAAAUUGAGGCCGGGUUGAAGGAUGUUCAAGUCGGGAUGCUCUUUCUCUUUGUAAAGCAUACAUCCUGUGCUCUAACUCUGAAUGAAAACUGGGAUCCAGAUGUUCGAAGAGAUAUGGACAUGGCGUUGGAUUGCGUUGUUCCGGAAAGCUUGGAUUGGCUUCAUACCGAUGAGGGUCCAGAUGAUUCCGUUUCUCAUACCAAAUCGUCUUUGGUCGGAUCGACUAUAUCUAUACCUAUAACCAACGGGUCACUCAAUCUCGGAACCUGGCAAGGAAUUUAUCUGACGGAAUUCCGACGCCUAGCUCACACGAGAACCGUCGUAGCAACCAUCCUAUCUUGAUAUCACAACAUGGAUCCGAAUUCAUGAAAGGAUGCUCGUAAUUCACUAUGAUGGAUAACCGACUAUGUAUGCAGGCGGAAAAGGAUUUGUUGAAUGAUUUCAUCAGAGGACCCACAUUUCUAGCUGGAACACUUAGGUCGGAAAUACUCAUUAUACGAACACUGUGCGAUUCGCGUUACUAUAUUAUAGAUAACGAUUGUCGUCGAAGAGGUUGUAUAUAUCGGGUCGAUGGUCAUUGGUGAUGUUAGUAUAUAUAAUGAGUAUGUAUGUGUACAAUUCACGUGAAGUGUAUAAAGGCAAAC